GGGCGCUCCGUCGCGCUCUGUGCUGGGAGCGGCAUCAUGGCGGGCGCCGGGCGGGCGGGCUGCGGGCCCUGAGGCGCCGCCAUGUACUCGGCUGCCGCCGCCGCCGCCGCCUCCUCCUCUCCGCCGCGACGGGACUUCAUCUCCGUCACCCUCAGCCCGGAGGAGGCGGUGGGCGUCGGCGGCUAUAACAACAGCAAGGCCUGGAGGCGGCGCUCCUGCUGGCGGAAAUGGAAGCAGCUGUCUCGACUACAGCGGAGCGUCAUUCUCUUUGUGUUUGCCUUCUUGGCUGUCUGUGGAGUCAUUUCCUACACAAGCAUGGGGGAACCGUGGAAAAGUCUAACAAACAAACCAUUGGAUGAGCAGAAAACAGAACCAGAAAUCCCCGGAUUAAAGCUGGCGAAUCCAGCUGUUCUCCCAGCACCACAGAAAGCAGAAGCCAACCGUGGAGACUACCCGCAGCUUUCACCACAGAAGCCUCCAAAGCCGCCUCAUGUUCGGCGCGGUCCUUCCAACCUUCAGAUCAAACCACCGCGGAGGGACGCGGGGCCGAGGACCCGCCAUGACACCAGCAGCGUUGGACAAGAGCCGGUCCACGCUGCUCAGAAUGAGAAAACAGAGAAAUCUGUCAUCAGCUGGAGAGGAGCAGUGAUAGAGACCGACCAAAGCACUGAACCUCCCUCGAGUAAAAUAAAGGAACCAGAAAAACCUUCGUCAGUGGAAGCCGAAGACCAGAAGGAACCAGUGCCCAUCAAUGACCGCCAGCUGGCCGUGAUCGAGGCGUUCCGCCACGCCUGGAAGGGAUACAAGGAGUUUUCCUGGGGCCACGAUGAGCUGAAGCCUUUGUCCAAGUCCUACAGCGAGUGGUUUGGACUUGGCCUUACCUUAAUUGACGCCUUGGAUACCAUGUGGAUUUUAGGCUUAAAAGAAGAGUUUGAAGAAGCAAGAAAAUGGGUAGCAAACGAUUUAGUAUUUGAUAAAAAUGUGGAUGUGAACCUGUUUGAGAGCACGAUCCGUAUCCUGGGGGGCUUGCUGAGCACCUACCACCUCUCUGGAGACAGCCUCUUCUUGGAGAAAGCCAAAGACAUUGGGAACAGGCUCAUGCCAGCGUUCAAGACCCCGUCCAAGAUCCCGUAUUCGGAUGUGAACAUCGGCCGGGGCACCGCGCACCCGCCCCGCUGGACGUCCGACAGCACUGUGGCCGAGGUGACCAGCAUUCAGCUGGAGUUCAGGGAACUCUCUCGUCUUACUGGAGAUGAGAAAUUCCAGAAAGCUGUAGAUGAGGUGAUGAAGCACGUUCACACCCUCUCAGGGAAAAAUGAUGGACUAGUGCCUAUGUUCAUAAACACCAACAGCGGGCAGUUCACUCACUUGGGUGUCUACACCCUGGGAGCCAGAGCUGACAGCUACUACGAGUAUUUGCUCAAGCAAUGGAUUCAGGGAGGGAAGAAGGAAAACGAGCUGUUGGAAGACUAUAUGAGAGCCAUAGAAGGGGUGAAAAAGCAUCUUGUGCAGAGGUCACAGCCCAAGCAGCUCACUUUCGUGGGAGAGCUCGCCCAUGGCCACUUCAGUGCCAAGAUGGAUCACCUGGUUUGCUUUUUGCCCGGUACUUUGGCGCUGGGGGCUCACAACGGGUUGACGGCUGAUCAUAUGCAGCUGGCCGAAGCUCUUAUAGAAACCUGUUACCAGAUGUACGCUCAGGUGGAGACGGGCCUGAGUCCAGAGAUCGUACACUUCAAUCUUCAUGCAGAAAAGGGCCACAAAGAUGUGGAAAUCAAGCCUGCAGACAGGCACAACUUACUGCGGCCAGAGACUGUGGAAAGCCUUUUCUAUAUGUACCGCUUCACGGGUGAUAAGAAAUACCAAGACUGGGGCUGGGAAAUCCUGCAGAACUUCAAUAAAUACACGCGGGUUCCUACAGGCGGUUACACCUCCAUUAACAAUGUCCAGAACCCCAGCAACCCAGAGCCACGAGAUAAGAUGGAGAGCUUCUUCCUCGGGGAAACACUCAAAUACAUGUUUCUACUGUUCUCAGAUGACAUAGACUUGAUCAACCUCGACAAAUACGUAUUUAACACAGAAGCUCAUCCGCUCCCUAUCUGGGUGCCGGCGUAGACUGGGGGUCAGUUGACCUUCCAAUGGUGGCGUUUUUAUCUUCAAGUCACUUUACUGUUCAGGGUUUGAGGAGAGAUGCUAUAGUGCACCUUUUCUUUUGGCUUAAAACAAAACAACCUUUGGGAAAGCAUCUCUGGUUUGGAGAAAUCAUGUCAGUCUUAAAUCUAAUCCCUGGUUCGGGGAUGGACAAGCUGUGCCAUACUGAGCUGGUUUUCCUCGUAUUGAUGAUGAGGUCCAGAGAAUAAUUGUAGCGCGGACCACGACGUUCAUGGGGCUCUGGUGAACCAGAACUCGCAUGUGUCAGUCUUACUAAACGCUCAUUAAAUAUCAGGAAUGCAGCAAGUUGUCUGACAGCACAGGACUGUCCCCGGAGAGAAAGAACAAGCCCACAGGUUCCUGGUUUAUUCUGGAUUCACCGAAACACUUGGUUACUGCGCCGUUCCGCCGGAAGAGCGCCCGGUGUUUCAGGUGGUAAGUGGGAUAAACUAAAGAACCGUCGCGUUGUCCGGGCAGCGCUGAGCUGUCAGCAUUGCUGCCCACGCUCUGGUGUCGUUGUGACCGAGCUCUGCUGCAGCACAUUGGGAGCAGCAAAGCGUCCGUUGAACAGUGUCUUAGUUUUAUAGAGCACUUUGAACCGUCAGUUCAAGCCGUGGCUGAAACGAAUGAUGGAAGAGAAUUUGCUGCUGGUUUGGCUCAAAGUGGUGUCUAAUUUUGUAGAGCUGUUGCGGUUUUUUAACUUAUCUGCAGGAAUGCAGGAGAUAAUGUGAAACGCAAGUGAAACUACACAUGCAUUUUCUGUGUUAUUUGCGUCAGUUAGACUCAGGUAUUCUGACUGAAAGCUGCUUUCUGAGGCUGGGCACCGGGAAGGCUUGUGAGCACAUUGGGUGUCAUUGUCGUCCGCCUCCCUCGUCCCUUCGCAUCCACCAUUGCAAACAGACCUACACCUGUACCACAGACAUUCAUCGUUUUUUGAACUGUGGAGAAGUUUUCUUCUUUUUUCUCCUUAGAAACACUUUGGGUAGAACUAUUUUCAUUAGUAUGAAAAGCAGACAGUCUGAGUGUAUUACAAUUCCUGGUCCAAAUAGAAUUAGUGACAUCUCUUCGGUUGCUUGAAGACAAAACAGACCCAGGUGUUUUUUCAGAAUCUUCUGUCAGCCCUGGGAUCUUUCAUUUUUAUAUGUGCAAAUAGGUUACAAACCAUGAAUUUGGCAGUCAGCUUUCUGUAGUGCUUUUCCUUUUGGUUUUGUGGCUGCUUGGACAGUCCUGUAUUCACAGAUGAGUUCUCAGAAGUGUACUUGUUCGUAUUUCUUACAGAGGUUCUCACCAGAACGUCCCUUCCCGUCACCAGCGGGAGUGGCGGGAAGGGGCUGGUUUGUGGUGGACAGUCCCCUCCGAACCUGGGGCUGAUAGACGGAACUAAUUAAAUCUGAUUGUAAUGAUUAACUUGCCGGUGGCUGAGGGGGGUGUGUGUAUUUUAUAGUAUUUGUAAAGUCAGAUGCAUCUCCUUGUUUUAUGCUGAUCAAUUCUGUUUGCUGGAGUCAGAAGUUACCCUUGGGACCACUAUUUAAGUCUUCUAAAGAGUAUUUAUCAUUCCCUGUACUAAUGAUGGCUUAUGGAAAUGGAGAAAUGCCACAGGUUCUUUAAACGCACGGGUUUGUGUCAUCAGAGAACUCUGGGAUUUGCAAAGCAUGACAGGUUUGUGCAGAAGGUUCACGUGCCACCAGCAGCCCUGGACGCUGAUGUCUCCCGUACACGUGCCACGGAGCCCCGGGGCGGUUGCCUUGUCUGCACAACCGAUCUGCUCGUAAGGCUUUUGUUUUGUUUGACAUAACAGCCAAGAAGGAAAAUGCUGUAGAAACGUGGGAGGAAACACCUGCAGUGGGUUUGUUUGUGGAGGUUUGUGUUACUGAGGAGCUGGGCGCUGCCUGAAAGCCGGAGGCUUAAAACGAGGUUAAACAAAACAAAGACAAAAUCAGUGAAGCUCCCCAGGCCCUACUGACUUGUGUUGCUUGGGCCUUCUGCCCUCAAUUGAAGCUCGUGUUGAUUAAUUAGUUAAUCAUUUCAUUAAUGAGUUUGCUAUGGUUUGUAAAACUCCCAGAGUUUUUUGUAGAUUUCUUAGGCAGUGGAACACAUACCAACGCUCACCAAAAAUCUUCUGUUGUUGAAGUCUUAAUAUAAUUGACUCUACAAAUGGGACUGCGGGAGUCUGUGUUGUAAUUUUUUUGCCUUAUGAUUGGGUUGAGAGUAAUAAUCCAUUUCAUAAUGAGUUGAAAGAAAGAAUAAAUCAUCACUUUCCCAAACACAA
Messenger RNA from Columba livia (rock pigeon), 4417 nucleotides. It is a transcript of the gene MAN1B1, whose product is annotated as mannosidase alpha class 1B member 1. The coding region runs from base 82 to 2112 and encodes 676 amino acids. Gene Ontology annotation, biological process: mannose trimming involved in glycoprotein ERAD pathway; carbohydrate metabolic process. The transcript is spliced from 13 exons. The record is from RefSeq and is a predicted model, not a curated record. Lineage: Eukaryota; Metazoa; Chordata; Aves; Columbiformes; Columbidae. Gene Ontology annotation, molecular function: calcium ion binding; mannosyl-oligosaccharide 1,2-alpha-mannosidase activity. Gene Ontology annotation, cellular component: membrane; endoplasmic reticulum.